This is a messenger RNA of Aspergillus affinis, 1125 nucleotides long. Its product is annotated as SMP-30/gluconolactonase/LRE family protein. Bases 1 to 1125 code for a protein of 374 amino acids. The record is from RefSeq and is a predicted model, not a curated record. Lineage: Eukaryota; Fungi; Ascomycota; Eurotiomycetes; Eurotiales; Aspergillaceae. The transcript has a single exon.
AUGGCCGGAACUCUUUCCCACGCUGUCCAGGCUCACAAUGCCUCCCAGCAGCUUCCCGCGGCCUUCAAGGUCUACGACUCGCGGUUCCUGGACAUCACCGGCCCGACGCCCAAGCUCGAAGCCCUGCUGAAGAACGAUGACUUCCCCUUCGCCCACGAAGCCAGCGUCUACAUCCCCUCCAAGGACGAACUCUUCCUGACCAGUAACAUCUUCACCGACCCGGCCACCAACCAAUCCACCAUCAAAAUCUCCAAGGUCGCCGUGGACGCCCACCCCGUCACCUCGGAGAUCGUGAACUCCACCGUCCCCUUCGCCAAUGGUGGCGUCAACCACGGCGACGGCAUCCUCUUCUGCGGCCAGGGCACCAUGAACCAGACCGGCGGUCUGUUCCAGAUGUCCAUCGACCCGCCCUACACCUCCCACCUGCUCGUCGGCGACGUCUACGGCCGCCAAUUCAACUCCCCCAAUGAUGUCGUCGUCCACUCCGACGGCUCCUUCUGGUUCACCGAUCCCUCCUACGCCUAUAUCCAGGGCAUCAGGCCGAAGCCGCAACUCCCCGACCAGGUCUAUCGCUUCGACCCGGCCACAGGGGACGUGCGCGUCGUGGCCGACGACCUCGGAAAACCCAAUGGUAUCGCCUUCUCGGCGGACGAGAAAACCGUGUAUAUCACCGACACGGCGGCCACGAUCGGUAACGGUAGCACCGACGAUACUAAGCCGUCCACGAUGUAUGCACAUCCCUUCCCUUGCUCUGUCCAUAGACCGAUUAACAACUCAUUGAAAAUGGUCACAAUACUAACGAACACAACCCAAAAAAGCUACGCAUACGACGUGACCACCUCCCACAACGAGCCUUUCCUCGCGAACCGUCGCGUGUUCGCCAUAGCCCACACCGGCGUCCCCGACGGCAUCAAGGUUGACACGAACGGCAACGUGUACGCGGGCUGCGGCGACGGCAUUAACGUCUGGUCCGCGGGCGGUGUUCUGCUGGGCAAGAUCCUGAUCAAGGAUGGGGCGGCGAAUUUCUCGUUCGGUCGCGACGGUCGCUUGUUCAUUCUCAAUGAGAACACCCUCUGGGCGGCGCAGUUGGGGAAGGACGUCAAGGGGGCUUUGUUGGGGAUUUAA